AUGGCGAACCGAAGCGCGGCCGACCGCGCGGCCCUGUACAAUCGCCUCUCGAACACUCCAACGUCCAACAGCGCGACAACCGAGCAGACGCAGCGGCUUAUGGAAGACCAGAACGACGAGAAGAUCGAUCAAUUAUCUAUUCAGAUUGGCACGCUCAAGGACGACAACCGAUUCCUUGGCGACAUGGACCGCGCCUUUAGCAACACCGAGUCGCUCAUGGGCGGUACGCUCAAGAAGCUCGGGACGAUGAUGGAGCAGGGCGGGCCCAAGCACAUGUGCAUGCUCAUCACGUUCGUCGUCGUCGUCUUUGUGCUCAUGUAUCUCCUCAUGACGGGCAAAUACUGA
This is a messenger RNA of Saprolegnia parasitica CBS 223.65, 345 nucleotides long. RefSeq lists its product as hypothetical. Bases 1 to 345 code for a protein of 114 amino acids. The record is from RefSeq and is a predicted model, not a curated record. NCBI's taxonomy places the organism in Eukaryota, Oomycota, Saprolegniomycetes, Saprolegniales, Saprolegniaceae. The transcript has 4 exons.